Oncorhynchus mykiss (rainbow trout) is the source of this 2338-nucleotide messenger RNA. The record is from RefSeq and is a predicted model, not a curated record. NCBI's taxonomy places the organism in Eukaryota, Metazoa, Chordata, Actinopteri, Salmoniformes, Salmonidae.
CACAGCUGAAAACCAAUUGAAUGUAAUUUGCCUCAACAAGGAACACCCCAAAGUCAUUACCGACACUUGCAGUUUCCCUUUCCAAUUCGAUCCUCUCCUCCAGACAGGAACAGGUGACGCGAGAGGAUUUACUUCGCCCAAAAUCUCCCCAGCGAGUCACGUGAUAAGCUGCAGCGGGUCAUAUGACUGAAGGGAAAGUUUCUUCUGAUUGUACAAAAUCGCAGAGGACAAGGAACAAACCCGUAUCGCAGGUGCAUCGCAGUUUGGGGAAGUAUAGCUUAACGUUUUAUAUUUGUUCUUAUACGUAGACUCAAGUUCCUUGUUAGUUAUUAUCGUAGAUUCAAAUCUCUGCGUAGUGCUGUAAACAGGAGCGUGGUGUGACGCGAUGAAGGUGAGCGGUGUGUUGUUGUGUGUGUUCCUGCUCUGGGUGGAGGGCUCCCAGGCUGAUACCCCGGCCAACUGCACAUAUGAAGACCUGUUGGGCACCUGGGUGUUCCAAGUAUCGAAGGGGGGACAAGACAAAGGCAUCAACUGCUCCAUGAUGGACACCAUUGAUAAGUCGAUAACGGUGCGCCUGGAGAAGCUGUCUGUGGCGGUGGACGACCUGGGGAACACGGGAUUCUUCACCCUCAUCUACAAUCAGGGCUUUGAGGUUGUCCUCAACGACUACAAGUGGUUUGGCUUCUUCAAGUACUCUGAGCAGGGCUCUGAGGUGACCAGCUACUGUGACCAGACUCUGCCAGGCUGGGUCCAUGAUUCUCUGGGAAACAACUGGGCCUGCUUCACUGCCAAGAGGGUUGUCCCAACACCCCCUCGCUCCAUAGACACACACCGCUACCAUCCCAAUGACCUGUUCCUCCAGAGGUCCUACAAACACAACCUGGACUUCAUUGACUCCAUCAACAUGGCUCAGAGCUCCUGGAAAGCCAUGGCCUACAGCGAACAUGAGACCUACACUCUGCAGCAGCUAAUGCACAGAGCCGGGGGACCAGCUUCACACAUCCCCAGACGUGUUGGCCCCGCCCCUGUGACAUCAACGCUAGCCAAGAUGGCGGCCGGCCUCCCUGAGCGCUGGGACUGGAGAGAUGUCAACGGAGUCAACUACCUCAGUCCUGUCCGCAACCAGGCUUCGUGUGGUAGCUGCUAUUCCUUUGCCUUAAUGGGAAUGUUGGAGGCUCGUGUCCGGCUCCAAACCAACAACACCGAGACUCCCAUCUUCAGCCCACAGCAGGUCGUGUCCUGCUCCCAGUACUCCCAAGGUUGUGACGGUGGUUUCCCCUACCUCAUUGGGAAGUACGUCCAGGACUUUGGGAUCGUGGAAGAGUCGUGUUAUCCGUACGCUGGGACAGAUUCCCCGUGUGACGUUCCCGAUGGCUGUCUCCGCCACUACACUUCGGACUACAGCUACGUCGGAGGGUUCUACGGAGGCUGCAGCGAGUCUGCCAUGAUGCUGGAACUGGUCAAGAACGGACCCAUGGGGGUGGCCUUUGAGGUGUAUCCUGACUUCAUGCACUACAAGGAGGGUAUCUACCACCACACGGGCCUCCAUGACUCCUACAACCCGUUUGAGCUGACCAACCACGCGGUGCUGCUGGUGGGCUACGGCCAAUGUCACGUCACGGGUCAGAAGUUCUGGGUGGUGAAGAACAGCUGGGGGACGAAGUGGGGCGAGGAGGGCUUCUUCAGGGUCAGACGGGGGUCUGACGAGUGUGCCAUCGAGAGCAUCGCUGUGGCAGCCAAGCCCAUCCCUAAACUGUAGAGGGUCUACGGGGGUGGGAGGGAAAGGGUUCAUCUUUAGGCAUUUUCCCAAUUGGAACCUAGCCUGAAGUCUACAAUUGCAUAUAAAUGUGGUAUUUUGAAAUGGCUGGGACGUUGUCAGAGUUGGUGACUGUAAAAGUGUUCCCCACGCUUGCUAGACAGUCUGAUCCUUGCCAGUCAGAUGCAAUUUUGUGAAUGAUGCCAAAAGGGAACCUGCUAUAAUUCCCUGUAACUGGGAUUUGUAGUUUUAUUAGUAUUUUGUAGUUAGUCUGGUGAUUGAUAGGAGGGCAGAGAACCUCUACUCUUUAUCUGUAAUCUCAGGGGAGACUGUCCUGUGAUCUUAAAUAUAUUCCUUGUUGCAAGUCAUCUCUGUACUGUCCUCUCUUAUCUCUGCUGAUGCUGUAAAUUGGAGUCUCCUGGGAAUGUUCAAAGGGACUGGCUCAUGCUGUUGGAAGGGAUGCAGUAUGAUUCAAUGUUGCCUUUCAUUAGAAAUGUCAGUUUUCCAAUAAGAUCACAUCAUGCAUGUUCAGAUUUUGUUUGCCUUUUUUUAGAAUUUGAAAAAAUAAAGUUUUAGAAAUAU